Messenger RNA from Bufo bufo (common toad), 3134 nucleotides. It is a transcript of the gene CREB3L2, whose product is annotated as cAMP responsive element binding protein 3 like 2. Lineage: Eukaryota; Metazoa; Chordata; Amphibia; Anura; Bufonidae. Gene Ontology annotation, molecular function: DNA-binding transcription factor activity, RNA polymerase II-specific; cAMP response element binding. The transcript has 12 exons. The record is from RefSeq and is a predicted model, not a curated record. Gene Ontology annotation, biological process: regulation of transcription by RNA polymerase II. The coding region runs from base 296 to 1852 and encodes 518 amino acids.
CUGAACGUUGAGGAAGGAGCUUCCUUCAGCUGUGCACUGACUAUUAUUACCCUGACCUCCCACUGGACCUUACAGACCCUCACACUGGAUUGAAGCCACUGUAAUCACCCUAUUUUCCAUAGCAACACUGCCACUGUCCUCCAAACAGAUACUGGAGACCCCUGCAUUGCCAAAGACCAACUUGUUAUUCCUCCAGUCCUCCUUUACACUGCACGUCAGUAUUUUGUAUCCUAGUAAUCUAUACUCUUCACAUCCCACUUGCAAUUAACUCUUUGUGUUGCUUAUCGAGAAGACCAUGGAGAUACUGGAGAGCGGAGACCCUGUCAUACAAUGGGACCGUAAACUGAGUGAGCUGUCCGAGGUGGCCGAGAGCGACUCGCUCUAUAAUACGCACUUCUCGGAGCUCCUCGAUGACACAGCCCUGUUAGAUGCCAUUGGACAACUCAUUGAGGACCCUUUCCUGACAGAGAAAUAUGAAAUGAUGGAAGUGGAUAAUCCGAGUUCUCCAUCUCCCAUGAUUAAGGCAGAACAUAGUUACUCCCUAUGUGGAGAUUCACGCCCACAGUCGCCCUUCACUCAUGGAUCUUCAGAUGACAACUUUAGUGAUGGGGAUCUUACAAGUGAGGACUGGUGCCUUGGAGGGCAGCUCACUCCUACCAAAGUUAAGAUGGAAGUCCCUGUAGAAAGUCCAGGCUUGGCUCCUUCUGUUACCCUUACCACCAACACGGUGACAACACCUCUUGAGGUGGAAGUACUGCCACAACUGCCAGAGACAGACCAGCACAAGCCUGUGAGCCCAAAGUCCAUGCCACAGAUUAAACUGGAGCCCCAUGAGGUGGAUCAGUUCCUGAACUUGUGUCCUAAAGAAGCUGCCUCAUCCGAUGGUCUACAGCUGCCUCCGACUCCUCCCAGCAGUCAUGGAAGCGACUCUGAAGGAGGCCAAAGCCCCAGCAGAUCCCUUCCACCCUCCAGCCCUGUCCAGUCACAGUCUGGAAACAAAGGAACUGUUCGCAGUCCAUCAGCGCUCUCCAAUUCUCCUCUGCUGACUGCUCCCCAUAAACUGCAGGGCACUGGACCCCUCAUCCUCACGGAAGAAGAGAAAAGAACGCUAGUGGCUGAAGGAUACCCCAUUCCCACUAAACUACCACUCACUAAGGCUGAAGAGAAGGCUCUUAAGAAAAUCCGCAGGAAGAUCAAGAACAAGAUCUCUGCCCAGGAAAGUCGCAGAAAAAAGAAAGAAUAUAUGGACAGCCUGGAGAAAAGGGUUGAGAAUUGUUCCUCUGAAAAUAACGACCUGCGCAAGAAAGUGGAAGUCUUAGAAUCCACUAACAGGACCCUCUUACAACAGCUACAGCGUCUACAGGCAAUGGUGGCCGGAAAAGUAUCCCACUCAUAUAAAGCCGCCAGCACCCAAACAAGUACCUGCCUCAUGGUGGUUGUCUUGUGCUUUGCAGUCAUUUUUGGCAGUUUUACGCAGACUUUUGACCCAUACCCAUCAGCCACCAAGACGUUACCAGAGCCAAUUGUGCAUUCAGCGCAGGAGUCAUACGCAGCAUCGAUAGUGAGAUCUAGAAGCAUCCUUUCCUUCGAGGAGCAUCAUGGGUGGGAAGAGUUAUAUAGCUCCGCAGUCACAGUGGAUUCUCCUGACUCCUGGGAGAGGAGCAAAGAAAUCAUCUCUCAGCAUCACAGAGCCACAGAAGAGGAGCUCAGCCUUUCACAGGAGAAGCCACACACACUGUCCAAUGACAGCAGCCUGGAUCCAGCAGUACGGCAUAGGUUCCAUUCGGAUUUUGGACAAAAUGAAGUGACAAAAGUAAUAGAACUGGACAGAAGAGUAAACGCCACGUCCUAAUAUCCGCUUCCCUCAGCUUUUCUUCCUUCAGCUCCUGCUUCCCCAACUGACGCAGCCACCCCUCAAGUUCCCACUCUGAGCCGGCCCUUCGGACUUCAUGCCUCUCUUGUCAGGUGGAGGAGGCUGGGACUCUAGACUUGACACUGGCGGAUGAUAACAGCAAGCAGAGUUCUAAGGAGCGCCCCCAAUUUCCUGCUGCUCUGACAACGAGACUUUUAAAGCGCAUGGUCGCAGGAUAAUGAUGAUUCAUAGAAUUGUGAAGGAAAACGUUUCCACUGUCCAUCGCCAGAGAGUGAAUAAGAUUGGACUUUUUAUUUAUUCAGUGAUACUGUUAAACCUUUUAAUCCAAGAUCUUAGAUGCAUGUUCUGUAGACCUUGGGUGGCGGAGAAGAUCGAGAGGAUUACAUUCCAUCCCAGACAUUACUAUUAUAAUUCAGCCCACCAAACGUGUCAUACUCUAACAGGCACUGCCAGUAGAAGCCUUGCUGGGGUUUAUGGCACCGCUCAUUCUAAACGGCCUAAGGUUUUCAUAAUCCCACGUCCUUUACCACUUUGCCCUGUAUCAGUCAGUGCCUUAUAUACUUGGAUUGUAUUCAACCCUUUGCCUAUAACCCCCAUCACUGUGCCUCUCCAGUGCUCUUUAUGUACUGAGACAGUUCCCACGGGGUUGUUUCUCAAUAGUCCAUAUAAAUGUGUUGCAUUAACAUUGACCCAAUUGGCUCUGUUUCCAGUACUUCCCCUAUUGCCACAGAGCUGUCCCUCCUGCUGUUGUAAAUAGUAUUUAUUAGUUUUAUUUGCUACUUUCCAUCAUUGAUGGCCCAAAAGAGGGCACUGAUCCCCCAGCCCCAUUAUAUGAUAUUAUUAAACCCUUAUAAGCGGCACAGUGCCCCAAGGACAAUCCGAUGAGUAAGAUGCAGGUAGCAGUCAUCCUACCAAGGAAUAUAAUUCAAAUCCUCGUCCCCUGUGGUCCCAUGAUUCUCUGCAAACCAGUGGUCAGCUGGGAAUCUUGGGAGGGAGGAUUCAUCCAGAAGACCUGUUUCAGUUUACGGCCUAUUUCUUCUGUAUCUCCUUAAACCAUCCGGUCUUUGUUGGACACUUCUGCCUCACUGCUGUGUACCGUUUACAGCUAUAGUAUCCAAUAAAGAACCAAUGGUUUAUACGGCUACUUUCACACUAUCGUUUCUAUUUUCCAGUAUUGAGAUCCGUCAUAGGGUCUCAAUACCGGAAAAAACUCUUCCGUUUUGUCCCCAUUUAUUGUCAAUGGGGACAAAACGUAACUGAA